Molecule: messenger RNA, 1160 nt
Organism: Sciurus carolinensis (gray squirrel)
Lineage: Eukaryota; Metazoa; Chordata; Mammalia; Rodentia; Sciuridae
Gene: Stra8
Product: stimulated by retinoic acid 8
Exons: 8
Coding region: 1-1119 (372 amino acids)
Biological process (GO): cellular response to retinoic acid; meiotic cell cycle
Molecular function (GO): protein dimerization activity
Source: RefSeq, a predicted model, not a curated record
AUGGCGACCCCUGGAGAAGGCAGCCACCCCAAUGGCACAGCGGCGCCCAGGCCACUGGCACAGCUGCAAGAGCUCGAACCGAGGGUUGCCCGCAGACGCCUGUCCCAGGCCCGCCAUCGGGCCACCCUGGCCGGGCUCUUCAGCAACCUAAGGAAGACUGUUUACUCUCAGUCUGAUCUCACAGCCUCAAAGUGGCAGGUUCUGAAUAAGGCGAAGAAUCAUAUUCAGGAACUGGAACAAACCCUGGACAAUUUGCUGAAACUGAAAGAAUCCUUCAAUCUGGAGGAUGGGAAUGCAAGCAGCUUAGAGGAGGUCAAAGAAGAAUAUGCCAGAGUGUACUCCGGAAAUGACAGCCUGGUCUCAAAUAGUUUUCCUCCCAAUGGCUCCUCCACCUGGUGCCCAAUUGAGGCAGUCCGGAAGAAUGCUGAGGAAGAAGAAAACGAGGAAGAGGAAGAAGAAGACCAAGAAGAGGAGGAGGAGGAGGAGGAGGAGGAGGAAGAGGAAGGGGAGAAAAAAGUUGAUCUCUUACAUUCCCCAGCCACUAUGUCGCCAGACCUCCUGGAAUUUGAACGGUAUCUCAACUUUUACAAGCAGACGAUGGACCUUCUCACGGGGAACGGCAUCGUCUCCUCGCAGGAGGUGACGCUGCCCAUCGUCUCUGCGGCCAUCUCCCACCUGUGGCAGACGCUGUCGGAGGAGAGGAAGGCCAUCCUCCUGCAGACCUGGGCGCAGAAGCACGGCGGCCUCCCGGGCCUCGCGGUGGCCUGCCAGGAGCCCGCGGGUGCCGAGGGCAGCGUGAAGGACAGCGGAGUGGACAGCCAGGGGGCCAGCUGCUCGCUCGUCUCCACCCCCGAGGAGAUUCUUUUUGAAGAUGCCUUUGAUGUGGCCAGUUUCCUGGACAAAAGUGAGGCUCCCAGUACCUCCAGCCCCAGUUCAAUGUUUGCCAUCUGCAACCCAGAAAACCCAGAGGGGAAGUUUCAGCUCUAUAUGCAGAUCAUUGACUUUUUUAAAGGCCUUUGCUGCAUUAACACUCAGUUAAAACAGGAACCAGACCUUCCCGUUGAUGAUGAGCUGAUAAUGUUGAGGUGCCUGGAGACCUUUGACGACGAAGAUUUGUAAUGCAGAAGGACUGGAAGGGGAGGGGACCGAGUGAGAGUGGG